Molecule: messenger RNA, 1486 nt
Organism: Strigops habroptila (Kakapo)
Lineage: Eukaryota; Metazoa; Chordata; Aves; Psittaciformes; Psittacidae
Gene: NDUFAF3
Product: NADH:ubiquinone oxidoreductase complex assembly factor 3
Exons: 5
Coding region: 340-954 (204 amino acids)
Biological process (GO): mitochondrial respiratory chain complex I assembly
Cellular component (GO): mitochondrial inner membrane
Source: RefSeq, a predicted model, not a curated record
GUAACGAAACCCCAGGGCAGCUGGGCACAGCGGGGACAGCUGCUUUUGGGAUUCCGUUGCCCGCGCCGGCACCGCAGAGAGACGGAUACGGGGUCCACAACCACGGCACCCCGACCGUGGGUCCAGGAGGGGAGAGAGGGCGACUUACCGCCAGGAACCGGAGCUGCCCGGCAGCCGCGGCCGGGCCGGUUGUGGCUGUGGGUUGUGCCUCGGGCCGGGUGCCAAGGGGAGGGCGGCACGGCCGAGCCAAAAGGAAACUUGCUCGGAACAAAGCUCCGGUGGGGCCGGAGCAUCUGGUGCCAGCCCGGAGAACCCGCCGACGGGGCCCGGAAACACGAGAUGGCCCCGAGGGAGGGCAGCGGCACCUGCGCGGCCCUCGGACACCCGCCAUGGGGAAGCGAAACCGUGUGGGGAACCCCGCGGCUCCACGUGGUGCUCACGACCGGGGACGCUGCCGUUGGCCGAGGGGUGCCGCACCGGGCUCACCGCCUCACCCCAUCGGACGAUGAGCUCUACCAGCGGACGCGGCUGACGGUGCUGGAGCCGGAGUCCCCCAACAUCAUGUUCAUCGAGGGCUACAGCAACCGCGGGUUCACCAUCAGCGGGAACGUGGUGGUGGGGCCCUGCGCCGUCCUGCCCCGCACCAUCCUCCAGUGGAACGUCGGCUCCUACAGGGACAUCUCGCACGAGAGUCUGUCGCUGUUCCGGCUGCUGGAGCCCCGUAUCGAGAUCCUGGUGCUGGGCACAGGGGACAGGGUGGAGCGGCUCUCUCCCGCCAUGCUGAAGCAGAUGCGGGAGUGCGGGAUCGCUGUGGAGGUGCAGGACACGCCAAACGCCUGCGCAACCUUCAACUUCCUCACGAGUGAGAAGCGCAUGGUGGCUGCUGGGCUCAUCCCUCCGCGCGGCACCUCCAUGGGCACGUCGGGCGCUGCAGCUCUGCCCUUGCCUGCCUGAAGCCCCCCGAGCACCACUGGAGAAACGCUUCGGUCUGAGCUGUCGGAGCUGCUGGCUGGAGGUGGCUGCACGCAGGAGGGCUGUGCAGUGCAUGGACUUGGCUCUGCCCUAAACCCCGGGUUCUCACCCUCCUUGCCCAGCCUGGGGCACGGCAGGAGGCACGAGCAGCGCACCCACAGCCCCGCUGUGCCCGCUGCCAAGGCACCGAGAAGCCGUUGCCCCAGGGCAGGGUGGAGGUGCUGGGGUGAGCUGCACGCUCCGGGGCACGUCUUGGGCUCCGCAAGCUAAAUACACGUUAAUUGGGCACAUAAAGCAGUUGUGUGGUGGUUCAUGUGCUGUGCAUUCACUCCCUGGGCACUGUGUGGCAACCAGGGCACGGCCAGCACCGGUCACACAUGGCCACCUCUGCAUGUGACUGCAGCCCCCAGCCCCGGGGUGGCUUUGCUUAAUGAGUGAGCUGUGCUAAUGAACAUUUGACAUGAUUCUGUUGUAACUGAAGGUUUUAGCAGGUGUAAAUCUAAUCUGACAUGAC